AUGGUACUCAUCACUCGCCGGUUGCCACAGUGCGUCAAACUUGCACACUGCAAUCUGGUCGAUGCCACUCUCUUGCAGCUGCUCAAGCAGAAACGAAGAGUAUACUUCGGUCAGCACGAUCAGGGGUCGCGGGAGGCGCGAAACUGGCCCCAAGCCAAGCUUUUUGCAGCCCAGGGCCAAAGCGACCCGCUUAAAGACUAA
Penicillium brasilianum is the source of this 201-nucleotide messenger RNA. The record is from the annotation of a GenBank genome assembly. Lineage: Eukaryota; Fungi; Ascomycota; Eurotiomycetes; Eurotiales; Aspergillaceae.